Aspergillus mulundensis is the source of this 642-nucleotide messenger RNA. RefSeq lists its product as uncharacterized. Bases 1 to 642 code for a protein of 213 amino acids. The record is from RefSeq and is a predicted model, not a curated record. The transcript has a single exon. NCBI's taxonomy places the organism in Eukaryota, Fungi, Ascomycota, Eurotiomycetes, Eurotiales, Aspergillaceae.
AUGGCACCCGACGGUACAUGGCGCCUCAUCAGACAUCUUGGGUCCUUGCCAACCAGACACUGGGGAUUUUCCAUAUACCGCACAACAUACACUCCGCUCUCGCAGCAGCGCUUUCCAGACCUCAUUAAGACUAUUAACUCCUACAUGAAGCGCAGUAUACUCAAAGAGCACGGCUUUAAUCCAGCACUAUUAACCGAGCCCCGUCGCGCCACAUACGAGAUGCUAUGUGAUUGCUAUCGCCCGACAAUUCUGGAUAACACGCAGCUGUUCAACAAUAUCUCGCUGCCAAGUGUGCGCUCGCACUUCGAAGCAUGGUCCGAGCAGCAGCAUGUCUUCAACCCUGCGCUCCCAUCCCAAUUGCAUGCUUGUCUAGUAAUUGACGACGAGAUGGUUAACGCGCUGGCCGACGCGAGGCCGUGGGUUGAAGGCGUGGCUGAUGAUGCCGUGGACAGGAAGUUUAAUAGACUUGGAUGGUGGGUGAAGGUUGUGGAGGCGUGGCCUGACCUGGAAGAGACACUUGAUGGGACGAUGAGGGUGUUGAUCUUUGAGCUGUGGCGGUUGUGGACUGCUAUUCAUGAUCCUGUUCCUCCGAUCGCCCAUCUUGAGAGGCAUUGGGAUUGCGGUGGUUUGUAUCUGGGCUGA